Molecule: messenger RNA, 1366 nt
Organism: Morone saxatilis (striped sea-bass)
Lineage: Eukaryota; Metazoa; Chordata; Actinopteri; Moronidae
Gene: aimp2
Product: aminoacyl tRNA synthetase complex interacting multifunctional protein 2
Cellular component (GO): aminoacyl-tRNA synthetase multienzyme complex
Source: RefSeq, a predicted model, not a curated record
CUGCACCUCUGAGCACGCGCUUCAGAAUGGCGAGGUGGACCCAGCAGUCAAAGCUCUGGAGGCCCGACAGGAUGAGAUCAUGAGGAAACUGUACGAGUUGAAAGCAGCCGUGGAGGGCCUGGCCAAGACGGUGACCACUCCAGAUGCUGAUCUGGACCUGACAGUCAGCAGCAGCCUCUCCUCCCAAAGCCUCAGCUCCACAACCUUCAAAGGCGCCGUCACAGACCUGGACACACUGCUGGGGAAGGACCUCGGUGCUCUCCGUGACAUCGUUAUAAACGCCAAUCCGGCGCAGCCACCCCUGUCCCUGAUGGUGCUCCACAGCCUGUUGUGUCAGCGCUACCGGGUGCUCUCCACCGUCCAUGUCCACUCCUCAGUUACCGGUGUGCCGCCACAGCUCCUGUCCUGCCUCGGUCCACGCCAUGCGGACAGCUACGCCCGCCACAUGUUCCAGCUGGGCUUCACCCUCAUAUGGAAAGAUGUCCCCAAACUGCAGAUGAAGUUCAGUGUCCAGAACAUGUGCCCCAUUGAGGGCGAGGCCAACGUGGCGCGCUUCCUCUUCAAGCUGCUGGCUCCCUACCCCAGCGACCCUGCUCUCGCCACACUGGUGGACAGCUGGGUGGACACGGCUUUCUUCCAGCUGGCAGAGGGCAGUGCCAAGGAGCGGUCCGUCGUCCUGCGGGCACUCAACUCCGCUCUGGGCCGCAACCCCUGGCUGGCCGGGCCGGACCUCUCCCUGGCCGACAUCGCCUGCUACUGUUGCGUGCUACAAAGUGGCUCGGCCUCCUCUGCUCCCACUAACGUCCAGCGAUGGAUCAAGUCCUGUGAGAACCUGGGUCACUUCAGCCCCGCCAAGCUACUUCUGCAGUGACAAGGAUCGUCCCGGGACCGGACACCAGAAAGGGUGUCUUAUCCAAGCAAAGUGAGAGAAGGGCAUUAGAAUAUUAAACUAUGCCAGCCAUGUCUGGAACAGCUUCUAAUGCUUCCCUCCUUACUAUAGUAUAUCACUGAACUGACAAAGACUCAGUAGAGGCAAUAUGGUUGACCGAUAAAAGUAAAAGUUGUCUUGGCCAUGCUGCGUUUGUAUAAAAAGAGAUUCGAAGGCUAUUUUUGCAAGGGAGGAAGCAUGAGAGGACUGUAAAGACAGGGGCUUGGUGGUGGAUUAAAUCAAAGGUACUAACAGAAGUUGUUGGUCCAACACACUGUACACCUUCCACCCACUUUGUGCCUAACAUGAUCCAGUACUAAAUGUGUGUGAGUGUUAAUGUGUGGCAACGGGUAUUACUAAUACGUUUUCAGAAGUAAUACUUUGUACCAUUUGUUUUUCUGACAUCAUUAAAACUUCCACUUUGGAUCAAACUUUAAA